Messenger RNA from Papaver somniferum (opium poppy), 2518 nucleotides. Its product is annotated as subtilisin-like protease SBT4.14. The coding region runs from base 123 to 2390 and encodes 755 amino acids. NCBI's taxonomy places the organism in Eukaryota, Viridiplantae, Streptophyta, Magnoliopsida, Ranunculales, Papaveraceae. The transcript is spliced from 11 exons. Gene Ontology annotation, molecular function: serine-type endopeptidase activity. The record is from RefSeq and is a predicted model, not a curated record. Gene Ontology annotation, biological process: proteolysis.
GCUAAGUGAGAAGAAUUAAAGAACACUAAACUCCAUUACUAGUUUACAACUUUAUCCAUUUGUUGAUCAGAGAGAUAUAAACUCAAAGUAUCUUGGUUUAGUUUGAUUUGAUUGCUGUAAAGAUGUUGUUAGCAUCUAGAGAUGAAGAUGAUCGGCGUAUACGAUGUUUUCGUGGUCGUCUUGUUUGUGUUUUACUUCUACUUCAGAUGAUCUGUACUGUCAAUGGAGAUAAUGAUCAAGAGAAGAAAUUCUAUAUUGUAUAUUUGGGUGAUUCACCUGUUCUUAAGGAUUCCAUUGUUGAUUCACAUAUCAAUAUUCUCUCAGAUGUUGUCGGAAGUGAACUUGCUGCAAAGGAUUCGAUCGUACACAGUUACGUCAACAACUUUAAUGCAUUUGCCGCAAAGUUAUCACCUGAGGAAGCUAAGCGACUUGAAAGUUCGAGGGGUGUGGUUUCGGUGUUUCCCAAUCAACAAAGAAAACUUCAUACAACCAAAACAUGGGAUUUCUUGGGAUUUCCUCACAAUGUUAAGAGAAAGGUGAAACUAGAGAGCAAUCUAGUUGUGGGUUUAAUAGAUACAGGGAUUACGCCGGGAUCUGAGAGCUUUAAUGACAAAGGGUUUGGUCCUCCACCUGCUAAAUGGAAGGGAUCUUGUGGCCCUUAUGCCAAUUUUUCUUGCAACAAUAAAAUAGUAGGAGGAAGGUACUUCAAAUUAGAUAAAGAACAUGAUGAAUUAGAUGAUUUAUCACCACUUGAUGUACAAGGCCACGGGACGCACACAUCAUCAACAGUAUUAGGAAAUGUAGUAAACGGUGCAAACCUAUUAGGACUAGGAAAGGGUGCGGCGAGAGGAGCAGUACCAGCAGCAAGAGUAGCAAUGUACAAAGUAUGUUGGGCAAGUUCUGGUUGUCAAGACAUGGAUUUAUUAGCUGCUUUUGAUGCAGCCAUUGAAGAUGGUGUUGAUGUAAUCUCGAUAUCAAUUGGUGGUCAAUCUGAAAAUUACUUUAAAGAUCCGAUAGCCAUCGGAGCGUUUCACGCUAUGAAAAAAGGAAUCAUAACAGUUGCUUCAGCUGGCAAUGAGGGACCUGACUUGGCUUCGGUAGUCAACCACGCCCCUUGGAUUUUGACGGUUGCUGCUAGCGGCAUUGAUAGAGAAUACAGAAGUAAAGUUACGCUGGGAAAUGGAAAAUCUUUUUACGGAAUCGGAAUUAAUGCCGUUAGUCCAAAGCGAAAAAUGAAUCCUUUAAUUAGUGGAGCCGAUGCUGGUUUCAAUAAGUCCGACGAUCCAUCGGAAUCAAGUUAUUGCUCGGAUGAUUCUUUGGACCCAAAGAAGGUAAAAGGAAAAGUUGUGUUAUGUGAAUUACAGUCAUGGGGUGUUGAUUCUGUUGUAGCUAAAGCAGGCGGAACGGGAACACUCUUAGAUAGUUCACAGAAUCCUGAUACUGCUCAAAUUUUCAUGGCUUCUGGAACUGUGAUCAACGAGACUCUCACCAAAAUGGUUAAAAAUUACAUAAAAUCGACCAGAUCACCAUCGGCUGUAAUAUACAAGACCCAAGAAAUGAAGGUUAAAGCUCCAUUUGUGGCAUCCUUUUCAUCACGGGGGCCUAACUCUGGUUCACGUCGUCUACUCAAACCCGAUAUCACUGCACCAGGCAUUGACAUAUUGGCAGCAUUUACUCCUCUUCGGUCAAUAAGUGGUAUAGAAGGUGACACCAAGCAUUCCAAGUUCAACAUCAUGUCAGGUACAUCCAUGUCAUGCCCUCACGUCGCUGGUGUUGCUGCUUACGUCAAGUCAUUCCAUCCAGCUUGGUCUCCUUCUGCCAUUAAAUCUGCCAUACUCACCACCGCAACGCACAUGAGACCGGAUGUAAAUGCCGAACUUGCAUACGGAGCUGGUCAAGUAAACCCGAAGCAAGCAGUGCAUCCAGGAUUAAUCUACGACAUGAAUCAAUUACCGUACAUCCAAUUCUUAUGUCAAGAAGGUUAUAAAGAUGACGGUAUCAGAAUCAUUGUUGGUUCAAAAUCAGUGAACUGUUCAGAAUUACCUCCUCCAAGUGGUCAUGAUGCUCUAAAUUAUCCAACAAUGCAAGUAACUAUGAAAACAACCGAUAAGAAGCCUGUCGCUGCGGUUUUCAAAAGAACUGUCACGAAUGUCGGUCCUGCAAAAUCGAUUUACAAUGCCACCAUUGUUUCACCUAAAGAAGUAGAUAUUACAGUGAAACCCAUGAGUCUGGUAUUCACAAAAAGGUUCCAGAAAAUAAGUUUUACCGUUACGGUGAAGGGUAAAAGAGUCUCUCCAGACCAAGAACUUUUAUCUGGUUCAUUGACAUGGAAGAGUAAUAUCCAUAGUGUUAGAAGUCCUAUUCUUCUUUUUACUUCAGAUUACUUUUAGUCUGAUGUUUUUAUGAUCAAAAUAAUUAAUUAGUUCGCAGAAAUUUGAAUUAGUUAUUCAAAUAAGAAAAAAUUUGUACACAUUUUUAUGAAGCUAAUCCAAAAGAACACCAUGUUCAUUUGUACAGU